Messenger RNA from Hevea brasiliensis (rubber tree), 1311 nucleotides. RefSeq names its product GDT1-like protein 4. Gene Ontology annotation, cellular component: Golgi apparatus. The transcript has 9 exons. Gene Ontology annotation, molecular function: manganese ion transmembrane transporter activity; calcium ion transmembrane transporter activity. The record is from RefSeq and is a predicted model, not a curated record. Gene Ontology annotation, biological process: Golgi calcium ion transport; calcium ion transmembrane transport; manganese ion transmembrane transport. NCBI's taxonomy places the organism in Eukaryota, Viridiplantae, Streptophyta, Magnoliopsida, Malpighiales, Euphorbiaceae. Bases 293 to 1144 code for a protein of 283 amino acids.
GCAAUUCUUAUUAUAUUACACAAUAUCUCUAAUUCCAUCUUUCCAUUGGGGAUCUUCGCUCUUCGCAAGAUCUCUCUCUCUUAGUUUCUCCUUUCUUAGAUCUCAUUACUUCACAACUGUACCUUCCAAUCUCAGUAAAGCUGCAGUUAGAUCCCCAUUUCCAUCUCUUUGAUCUCUUUUCUUCCUUUCCGAUCCACUUUCCCGAGAAAAACUGACCCCUUUAAUUUCUCCUGCUUUCUCUGUCGCCAAACACAGAAUUAGACUUUGGCUUCACCUCCAGUUCUUUCUUAUCAUGGGGUCUCGGUCUUUCCCUAGACUUCUCCUUCUUUCGUUCUUCCUACUACUGGCUCUUCCCUGCAUAGCUGCUCAGGAUUCUGAGGUGGGAAAUGGCAAGGAAGAAUCAACUGUAUCGCUUAAAGAUCUCGGCCGCCGUGGCAUGAUAGUUACAAAUGACCUUGACGUCAAUUCUGUUGGUCUUGGACUUCAUGUCGACUCUGGUCUUGGAAUUUUUGAUGCAUUUAUUGCGAGCUUGUCCAUGAUUAUUGUCAGUGAGAUUGGGGAUGAGACUUUUAUUAUAGCAGCUCUUAUGGCGAUGCGCCACCCCAAGUCAAUUGUUUUGUCUGGUGCUCUCACUGCCUUGAUUGUUAUGACAGUACUUUCUACUGGACUAGGUAGGAUUGUGCCAAAUUUGAUAUCAAGAAAGCAUACAAAUAGUGCCGCUACAGUCCUUUAUGCAUUUUUUGGGCUGCGAUUACUUUACAUUGCUUGGAGAUCAGAUUCAAAAUCAUCCCAGAAAAAAGAAAUGGAAGAAGUAGAGGAAAAGCUUGAAGCAGGGCAGGGGAAAACAACUCUCCGCCGCUUCUUUUCUAGAUUUUGUACACCAAUAUUUUUGGAGUCAUUUAUAUUAACUUUUCUAGCUGAGUGGGGAGAUCGCAGCCAGAUUGCAACAAUUGCUCUGGCAACCCACAAAAAUGCAAUUGGUGUAGCUGUGGGGGCUACAUUAGGACACACUAUCUGUACUUCCCUUGCUGUGGUGGGAGGAAGCAUGCUAGCAUCUAAGAUCUCGCAAGGGACAGUUGCUACAAUUGGAGGCUUGCUCUUCCUUGGAUUUUCUUUGUCUUCUUAUUUCUAUCCUCCUCUAUAAGGAUGAAAUUGUAGGCUAACCUGAUUCUUUUAAUAGUGUGUAUUCACUUCAAUGCAGUUUUCAUUUUUCCUUCCUGAAUUUUUUGUUUAUGGAAAGGUUUUCUACUAACUGGUUUUCACCAGAAAGUUCUACUUAUUCUUUUGUAUAAUUAGCAUUUAUCGUCUUAA